This is a messenger RNA of Paramacrobiotus metropolitanus, 1404 nucleotides long. RefSeq lists its product as uncharacterized. The coding region runs from base 616 to 1005 and encodes 129 amino acids. Lineage: Eukaryota; Metazoa; Tardigrada; Eutardigrada; Parachela; Macrobiotidae. The transcript is spliced from 3 exons. The record is from RefSeq and is a predicted model, not a curated record.
GGCGCCGAGCAGCAGGGCGAAUAACACGUGCUGAAUGGAGUAGGGGCAGACGAUCAGGUUGCUGCUGGCGCUGGGCGGUUGCGCUUGCGCCACGGCUUGGAAAAUCUUUACAGCCACAUCGGGAUGCUUGUCCAUGUUUUCCCUUGGUUUCUCGUCUCCCGCGCUGUUUUGAAGGCGGAAAGAAGCGAAGAUUGGAAAACAGCCACAACAAGUUUCCUCUCUGUCCUUCGCAUCAGCAGUCCGAUGACGAGACUUUGCAGGAUUCCAGGGCAUUGAUUUACCGUGAGCAAUCCCCGAUUUUCCAGUUUCCACACAGCUCAGCCACCUGCGCGCAACUUCGAAACUGCGCGUACAUCCGGAACACACUUCUCACAAGAUCAGAAUCAAUCUGUUUGCCUCGUGGCAUCUUUCGUCUAAGACAGACCACAAAAGAUAUUUGAAAAGCAUUCACAUAAAAAAUAGAAAUGAAAAUGUGCAUCCGUUGAGUUAACGUUUGCACUGCAAGAGAAGUACAGGGAUCCGGGCAGGCUCCCACAAUUUCAAGUAUCCGCCGCGUUGGACGUGCACUACUGUCUGUACGCAAGUGGCCCGCUCCCUGUACACUUCAAACUUAAGAUGCCCCGCGGUAAAGCAAUUGAUCCCGAUCUCGUGAAGACGGUUUAUCGGCUGUAUGCGCAGUUCAAGAGUUAUUCGAAGGUGGGGGAACUGUGCGGGAAGCACAAAUCGUGGGUGGGACGCGUGAUGCAGCAUUACGAUCAGUCAACGGGUCUGCAGAAGACGGCGCACCCGCGCGGCCGCGCCACCAUCAUCACGCCGGAGAAGGAGCGGGAGCUGGAGGCCUUUUUCCAGGAGAACCCCGACAUCAGCAAUCGGAAGGCGGAGGUGGUGGUGGGGGUGAAGCGCGGGACGCUGGGCGGCUGGCGACGCAAGCGCAGCAAGCAGCAGCGAAAAGUCAAAGCUGCUGCCAACAAACCAGCUCCAAAGAAGUCUUCCACCGCGUCUUGAUUAGGUCCUUGAUAAUGUGGCGAUGGAGAAAUAAAUUCCCCUGGGGAAGGCCAAAAUGUGGCCGCCCGCGAGAUUCAACGCGCGGGCCGUGUUGUUGCGGAUGUUUUCCCCUCCUGGAUGCUUUCGGCUGCGGGAUUAGCGCUGUGAAGCGCCACACGGCCAUGGGAAGCCCUGGACAAUGUUCGUACAUCUCGCGGAGGAACGCCAGAUAAAAUUGUUUCCAGUGCAAUUUUUGCCUACUAUUUUUUACUAAUUUAGCGUACAAUACGUGCUGUUUUUUUUUGAGAAUGCAGCACUGGGAUUUUUUCCCUAGUUUGGACUGCUCUGUUGCGUGAAAAUAUUUUGAACGUACUGCAAAAAUGGAGUCUGCCUGUACGAAAAUAAUAUGUAAAGCGUCAA